AUGGCUCCACUCGUAGCAUUAAAGAAACAACACUCAAGAAUAGCGUAUCCAAAAGUAAUCAAAUCAACUACUACAACAUUCAAGAAACAAUCACAAAACUCUAAAGAUAUAGGGUUCUUCCGUAAGGGCGAUCAUGUUGAAGUUGCUAGUAAAGAAGAUGGAUUUCUUGAUUCUUAUUAUGAGGCAAUUGUAAUAUCGCAACCAUUCAAAAAAGACUAUAUCAUACAGUAUAAAACCCUAUUAAAAGAUGACCUUUCUGGUCCAUUGAAAGAGUUGGUUACACUCUCUGAACUUCGUCCAGUGCCACCUAGGAUUACGGCUAAUGUGUUUAGCUUGUUUGAUCAAGUUGAUGCUUUUGACAAUGAUGGAUGGUGGGUUGGCAUAAUAACUGGCAAGAUUGGAACUAAGUAUUAUGUGUACUUUGAUACCUUUGGGGUUGAAUGUGAAUAUGAUGAAAGUGACUUGAGAGCUCAUCAAGAUUGGGUUGAUGGCCAAUGGAUUUCUUCGAAAGAGCAACUGGUGUAUAAUUUGGAGAAGUACUUUCUUGAAAAAUACAACAAUGUUAUUGUUUAG
Molecule: messenger RNA, 573 nt
Organism: Lycium barbarum (goji berry)
Lineage: Eukaryota; Viridiplantae; Streptophyta; Magnoliopsida; Solanales; Solanaceae
Product: protein AGENET DOMAIN (AGD)-CONTAINING P1-like
Exons: 1
Coding region: 1-573 (190 amino acids)
Source: RefSeq, a predicted model, not a curated record